GGUGCUCUUUCUACAGGCGGCGAGCGCAGCUCCUCCAGCGGAGCGUCCGUCGAGGAGGAUCCUGGAGAGGUGUCCGUCGACGAGGGCCCCGAGCUGGACGAGCUCAAACAAGAGGCUGAUCAGCUGGGGCUGGUGGUGUCGGCGUGCUUCUCGCUGCAGGACGAGCAGUGCCCCGCGGAGGACGCGGCGAGGAGCGGCCCUGGGGAUGACGAGGUGCAGCCCGAGCAGCGCGACGAAGAUAAAGAAGUGGCGGGUGGUGCGGCCGUUCUUCGUGCCGUCCGGGAUGGAACCCGCGUCACUCAGCCGGUGCAGAACAAACAGCAGGACGACCAGAAGGCCUCGCGGGUGCUGCGGGAGAAGCAGCUCGGCCGGAAGAACACCGGCAGCGGAAGUAAAAGCAGUACCAGUGGCGCUCUGCAGGCGAACUCGCGCAGGCGCACCGGAGGGGCCUUUAAAUGCGAAGUUUGCGAAAAGAGUUUUGCAUGGGCGAGUUCACUAAAGACGCACAAAAUGUUCCACACUGGUGAAAAACCAUUUGGCUGUGACCUCUGCCCAAUGCGUUUCACUCUGAAAGGCAAUCUUGCCGCUCACGUGAGAAAACACACCGGUGAAAAGCCUUUCAAUUGUGACGUAUGUAAAAUGCGUUUUACCCAGAAAGGCAAUCUUGUCGAUCACAUGAGGACACACACUGGUGAAAAGCCUUUUAAGUGUGACGUAUGUAAAAUGCGUUUUACUUUGAAAGGCAGUCUUGUCAAGCACGUGAGGACACACACUGGUGACAAGCCAUUCACGUGUGAUGUGUGUAGCAAGGCUUUUAGUGUAUUAUCAAAUCUCAAGAGACACAAAACGAUUUGUAUCUCAAUUUAAAUUGAUUUAUUUUUCAUGCUCUAAAUUUUGCAAAACCAUAUGAGGUAGUUUUUCAGCAAUGUUUGUGAAUAAUACAUUUUUGUUUCUUCAUUGUAUUACGAAUAAAUAGGACUGCUGGCAGAUUUCAUGUA
Messenger RNA from Frankliniella occidentalis (western flower thrips), 998 nucleotides. Its product is annotated as zinc finger protein 22-like. Gene Ontology annotation, biological process: regulation of transcription by RNA polymerase II. Lineage: Eukaryota; Metazoa; Arthropoda; Insecta; Thysanoptera; Thripidae. The record is from RefSeq and is a predicted model, not a curated record. The transcript has a single exon. Gene Ontology annotation, cellular component: nucleus. The annotation marks the transcript as partial. Gene Ontology annotation, molecular function: RNA polymerase II cis-regulatory region sequence-specific DNA binding; DNA-binding transcription factor activity, RNA polymerase II-specific.